UCAUGUGAUUGAAGAAGAGUAUUGGCAGUGUACAGGGCUGCCGGAUUCACAUUACAUUCUCAAAGGGAGAGAGAAAGAGUGUGUGAAUUAAAAUCAAGGACUACAGUGGGGAAUUUACUAAGUUGAGACAAAAUACUUGUGCCAAAUAUUUUACUUACUGGUGUUAACAGCCGUAAGGGCGUGACCAGGCUGCCUGGCAGCAGGCUGAGGGAAGUGGCUAGACGCUUAUAUAUACUGUAGUUGUUUCUGGUGGGGGAAGUGCCUAUAAUUCCCUGGCAGCCUAGGAAGGAACUGUUGCCUGUGAAAGGGACAAUAUUAGUUAAGAGACGAGGCAGAAAACCUACCUCUUCUGGGGUUGUAACUCACUCAAAAUGCUUAUGUUUGACCGUUUGCCUGGCAAACAAGACCCAAUGGAACCAGUUUCAAUGCCAUUCCAGCAGGGGUACAGGGUCCGAAUAAAGAACGAUAUUAAACCUGAAAAUAAACACAGCGUUAUUUACUCACCGCUCCAUGGCUGCCACAGUGGACUCUUCCAAUCACUUGAGGCUAAUGGCAGCCAAACUGAACCAGUCGAUCUAUCGCUGAACAAAAGACACUCCCCACAUAUGUCAAGCUCCCCAUCCUCCCCCUAUUCAAUGACUAUGCUAACUUCUUCAUCUCCUACAAUGAGCAUAUCACGUUGCAGUUCGCCCAGUAAGAGAUCACCUCAGCCUCCUAUCAGCAUGCCAUUAACCAUUCCUACAGUUCUGACUGCUCCAUUGUUAUCCCGCUCGGGGAUCCCAGGCUCAGGCUUGUACCCGGUUAUUCACCCAGUGGUCGUACAACCUGUUGUGUACACGCAACCCAUAAUGGUGCCCACUAUGAUAAAGGAUGAGCUGAGAAAUAAUCAACGUGAUCCUCUAAUACAGUGUGCAAUUUCUGGUGCUCGACCUAUGUCCAGGCAACAGCACAUGCAACUUUGUACCCAUCCACGUGGAGGUCAGCUGCUUAGUUCUGGUGAACAAGAUCCCAUGAUGAUGAAAGCAAUAAAAUGUGAGCAAGAGUUUGAAUUAGAUGGCUGCAUCAAUGAGGUAUCUUCUUCAGCCCUCAGUCCUAUGCAGCCAAUCAGAUCACAUGAGAGCCAUAAACCUUCAGUAAUAGUGCACGCUGUAUCAAGACCACACCCAGUUGAAUCCCCAGACACCCAGAAGAAGCGUCGCAUACAUAAGUGUGACUUUGAUGGAUGCAACAAAGUUUACACAAAGAGUUCACACCUCAAGGCACACAGGCGGACGCACACAGGUGAGAAGCCCUACAAAUGCACUUGGGAUGGUUGCACGUGGAAAUUUGCCCGUUCAGAUGAGUUAACUCGACACUAUCGCAAGCACACCGGCAUCAAGCCCUUCCAGUGUCCUGACUGUGAUCGCAGCUUUUCCCGUUCAGACCACCUCGCCCUUCACAGAAAACGACACAUGCUGGUCUGAGUCUGUCUGUCAUCUUUCACUGUGUAAGCCAGACAGGAUGCAACUAAACUCAUCCCUUUACUUAACCAAAAUUCAGCUGGGCUGAAUCCUUCAACAAAUGAACACUCUCAUGUAGUCAGUAUCUGAUGUACAAACAAUGCUCAUUUUUUCUUGUUGUAUGCAGGACUUAUGUUUUAUGAAUGUCUUUUAUGGUGAUGCAUAGCAUUCUCCACUGUGUGUAUGGACUGAGUAAUUUUUUUAAGUAUAAAAUUGCAUACUUCUGUCAUCCGAUUUGUUUGUUAAAAUUGUUGGCAUUUCAGCUGAUUAAUAAGCCUUUUAUAGUCUUGCCAGUGUAGAAUGCUGCUGUAUGCCAUUUCCUUCGUCAAAACCACACCUCAUUCAAAACGUGUACUUUUUUGCCAAUAGCUGAUUGAUGUUUUGUCAUUAUUUAGAGACAGACUGGGAAAGCAAAGUACAUUUUUGGUGUGAGGUUGGAGGACCCCAGGAAAUUCCUGAGCAAACAACUGUGAAAGAAGGAAAGGCAUUAAUUUGGGUUUGGAGGAAUUUGCCAAUUUUGACCGACCUUUUUGACAUAUUUCGGCAUUGCACUCUCAUCCUUUUCCACAAAUGUCAUUUGUCUGUUCUUCAGUGUUGGUAUUCUAUAGGACCAUCUCUUCUGCAGUGAUGUCCACGUUUCAGUAUCAACUUCAACAAGUUAAUGAAGUUAACACAAAGGUUCAACAACAAUGACUUCUCUUUAUAUCAUUGCACAACUGCAACCUCAUUUUAUUACUAACUUAUUUAUUGGAAAUUCUCUUGUUGAAGCAACAUUCCCUUUCUCAAGUGGAAGUUUCAAACUUUCACUGGUGGAGCUCAACCCAUCCUGGAAAACAACCUGUCCAGUUCCCUAGAGUUCAUAAAAAUGAGACUUGAACUUUGGGGUUCUGAACUAUAAUCCAUUUUGUUUCAUUUGUGGUCAAGUUACAUUUUUAAUUUGAUUGGAUAUGUGACCAACUUGGGAAGGAAAUUAAGAGUUUUUUCACAUAAAUUAGUUCAAAUACAAAAGACAUCCUCUUACAAAAUCUUCUGAUUGAAUAAACGUUGCCGAACACACAAAAUGGUCAAAAAUGAAAAACAUUAACAUUUUAUUUAAAGAAUUGAUUAUAUUUUGUCAGAUCAUAAUUAAGCGAAAUUUGACUCCUUACAGGAAGAAUUCGAUAAUGGGAAUGUUGUGCAUUGAGUUGACGGAUUUGUUGGGCCGAAGGGCUUGUUUCCACACUGUAGGGAAUCUAAUCUUAAAAAAAAAAGUGAUUGGACAACAUACAAUCACCAAUAAACCAUAUUAUCAUUGUUGUCUCUAUUUCAGAUGAUAGAGAAAAAUGAACCAUGUGUAACAAAGUUCUUUAACUAUCUGAGAAAGGAACCUGCUUCGAACAAUUCUGCUCCACCCUUUCAUCAAAAUACCCUUCUACCAACUGCUUCCUAAUCUAUAAUUAUACCAUGGCACUUGACAUAUGCCUUUGGCAGGUCGACAUAAAUUCAUUAAUAUAAUGUUGGUUUCAUGCUAUAUCAAUAUGACACAACAGAUGCUGUGCUCUCUAAAAUCAUCCUUGGGAAACUCUGAAAUAAUCAAUGGGAAUGAAGAACUCAAGAAUUUGUGUGUGAAAAUGUACUCUGCCAAAUAAGGCAUUUUGUCAAAGCUCAGUUGUUUUCAUUUAUUGCAACAAUUAUAACAUUUAAUUUUAAUAAUUAAGGUAUUUGGGCUAGUUCUGUUAAGCUACUCAAAAAUCAUCUUUUAAACAUUAGUGUAAAUAUUUUUAUUGCUGGUUUAUUGCUUACAGUUGGUAAGGUUUUGUAACAUUUUUCACUACAUCCAGUCAAACAAGCAUAGUAAUCUGAAGCUGAUAUGGACCUUGUCCUGUUUAAAGUUACACUACCGGCCGCUGGAGAACAUUCUAUGAUGUGGUUCAUUACAUUCCAGUUUUAUUAAUUUAUGCAAAUAUUGAAAAGCAAACUUCAAUUGCCAUGGCUGUAAUUUUUUUUCCAAAUAUAUCAAUCACCAACUCUUCCAAUUGUUUUCUGUAGAACUUUUAAAGAAACAAAAUAUUUUAAGUGAACAGCAAAACAAAAUGAAAGCCUAAGCACCAGCAUGGCUUCUGUGAACAUAAAAGUGUUUACAAGUUUUUGAAAUUAUGUAAAUCACUGGCUAAUGCCACAUACACCUAUAAAUCACCUCGAUCUUACAAAUCUAUAGUGUAAAUAGACAAUAGACCAGGUUUCAUUCUAUGUUCACACUUUGACUGUAAUAUGGGUUAGUGACCACUGCAGCCAAUUUGGAUAUGUAUCUAGAUUAAUAAUGCACUUUAAUGCGUACCAAAUAUUAUAAAUCAUAUUCAGAUUUGAUGUAAUUUGGAGUGCAACAUUUAUUUCUGUAGCUUGUCUCAUGGCUCAGCUGGUGAAAAUUUUAAUCAGUUUGGCAUUGAGGCACACAAACUAGGAAAAGUACAAGUUUGAACACACUUCAUGUGGAAUUAGUUCAUCUCACCACAGUAUAGCAGUAGAAAUGCUAUAAUUAGCCUCAAUAUCUUUUUUAAAAAUUGAAACAAAUAAUCAAAGCAGUAUCACUCCCAUUCUAAUUAGGAUCAACAUUUUCUGAUGCUGUGAAGUAUAUGUAAGGGUAGAUGUCAAGUGAGGUCAGAAUUGAGUUUGUGGCCUACUGCCAAUCACGGCCUAUGUUUGAAUAUCUACUUAGGGUAUUCAAGAGAUGGAGGGGAGGAGGGACAGAGUAGUACAGUCCUACAGAACAGCAACCCAGCAACUCCAACCUGUGAGGGAGAAAAUUGAAAAAAAAAUUUUUGAUUUCUGAAAACAAAUAAAUUUGCAUUGGAUCAUCAUAGUAUAAUGACAAAUAAACAGUAGUUAAGGUAAGAUUUCUAGAGCAGUUCAAUAUUUGACCACGUAGAAAAUGAUACCUCGGAGUUUUUAGUUUCAACUAGAUUGAGAAUGUUAAGUAAGACUUAAGUAUACACCGCGCAACUUAUUUCAGAGUCAUUUUGUAGGUGUGGGGCAUCCCAGAUAGGAAUACUUAAAAGGAAGUGCAGCACUGCAGAUGAUGCUGUAUAUCAAAAGCAAGCGGUACAGAAAUCUAUCUGAUAAAAUAAAAUGUGGACAGCAUCAGAUUCAUUUACAUUUUAGAGAAAUAUUUCAGCUAAACAAGGGACUGAGGGAUAAUGGAGAUAUGUGAACACAGUAAUUUUGGCGGCUGGCCUGCCUCAUGCAUUGUAGUCAUUGUUGAGAUUUGUAUAAGAGUGAUGUGAUUUUCUAUAAGGUAGAGGUGUGGGGCACCUGCCUUAGAGUAGGACAUCUUUCGAAGAAUUUAAAAUAAAAUGCACUGCAAAAUAAGUGCAAUCAGGUAAUAAUCGCAGCACAAAUAAUAAAUCUUGUGAUUUUUUUGUACAAAGAAAAGGUCUCUGCUUCUAAAGGUAAAGUAAUAUUUUUUUAAGAUUUAUAAUAAGGGUGUGAAAAGACUGAAAUAUCCGGUUGUGUCUUGUGUCAUAUAUCGAGGCGGGAAGGGGGAUUUAGAUGGCAUACACAUUUUGAAUCAAUUCUUCUCAACUUAAAAUGUGAAUUUUAACACUUUCUGUGGGGGAAACCAUGCAUUUUAGUUUAGAAUAUUGGUUUUGUCUAGUUAUUAUUCCCAAUGUCAACAUCAAGAGGCAUUUAAGAAAACUCAAGAUGCUGAGCAAAUGAAAGAAAAUGUAAACAUAUUUGUUUUGAUUUCCUGAUUGUGUGCAGUAGCCAUCACAGAUAAAACUUUAAAUUGAUCCAGAAAUAAUGCAUGAUGUAACUGUUCCAAUUUGGAACCACUUGUACAUUAGAAUGAUACUUACUAUGUAUUAUGAGCAAAUCCUAAAUUAUGUAUUUAUACUUGUUAAAAUAUGUUCUUUUCAACUGCGAUAUUAUCAUGUAGGACUUUCAACCGUUACAAAGCCUAUGAUAAAGAAAUGAAUGCAAUAUUUCAAGGCCAAUUUGUAGCAAAAGACUUGCCCUCAACAUUUUCUCUACUGACCUGUGAAUCUGGUGAUAUUCAACGGAAGAUGAAAUUUAUUUUUACUAGCAAGAAUUCAUGAAACAAAAUGUUGUAACUAUGAAUCGUCUUAAGAUUGCCACCUUAUGAACUUUUUUUUAAAAAAAUGUGGUGGUUAUCUAUUUUUUUUAACAAAACACAUGCAGAAAUAAUAAAUGUUGGAAUAAUGUUCGAAAGCUUAAAUUUCAGUACAAACCAGAAGGUGUUUGGACCUGCUCAUCAUUUGAAUUUAACUUUCUCAGUUGGAUGAUUUUCAUGAGUUGCAAGCAGGCUGCUACAUUAAGUUGGCAUUGCAGUAGUGAUAACAAUCAUAUGGUCCAAACUACUGUUUUCUCAUCACCUCCACUUACUCCGGGCUUUCCAACAAGUGAUGGAUUGAUGGUGAAGGAGACAGCUGCAAAAGGAAGAAAAAUAAUUGCCUGUUAAUAAAUACUUACAACUUCCAAGUGUUUAGGGUCUUGAAAAGUCAUUGCUCUGGAUAUUUUCUAAUCAAUCUGGUUAGAUAUGUUAUUACACGCCUCUAGAUUACAUUGGAUUUGAACCCAGGCUUAAACACUGUGCUAUAAAUUCCUGAGACAUUACUCCAAAAUAUUAUAUCCUGUUGUGUUCCAGUGUGAAGAUAAUUUUAUUCAACAUUCAUUGUGAAGCACUUUCAUCUCUCAAUCUAUAAUUUUUUUACUUUUUAUCCAGCUAGAAUUAUUUCAUCUGCUCAGCAUCUUUGAAGACCCACUUUGAGUAUUGCAACAAUUUAUUGUCAAAAAUUUAAGCAAUAAAUUGUGCUGAAAACGUAGAACAAUAUAGGACUAUAUUUCAAGGGAUAAUACGACUAAUUUGGGAUUUUGUUAACUUUAUUUAAGUCAUACAAUAAUAAAGAUGUGAAGUCAUAAUGUUUUUUUUAAACUACUUCUUCAUUUCUAGAUUGUCCCAUGGGAGUUUAAUAAUGACGUUUUGUCAUGUCAAACUGUGAAUACAAAUUUGUACUGUACAGUCUUACUCUAUAUUCAAUAUGUAUAUGUAUUGUACAUCU
Molecule: messenger RNA, 6556 nt
Organism: Stegostoma tigrinum
Lineage: Eukaryota; Metazoa; Chordata; Chondrichthyes; Orectolobiformes; Stegostomatidae
Product: Krueppel-like factor 3
Exons: 9
Coding region: 372-1463 (363 amino acids)
Biological process (GO): regulation of transcription by RNA polymerase II
Molecular function (GO): RNA polymerase II cis-regulatory region sequence-specific DNA binding; DNA-binding transcription factor activity, RNA polymerase II-specific
Source: RefSeq, a predicted model, not a curated record